AUGGAUCCCCGCAAAGUGAGCGAGCUUCGGGCCUUCGUGAAGAUGAGUAAGCAGGAUCUGAGCGUCCUGCACACCAAGGAAAUGCGUUUCCUGAGGGAGUGGGUGGAGAGCAUGGGAGAAUUCUGCUCCCCAGUGGCCUGCUCCUGCAGGAUUCUGCUCCCCAGUGGUCUGCUCCUGCAGGAUUCUGCUCCCCAGUGGUCUGCUCCUGCAGGAGUCCUGCAGGAUUCUGCUGCAGCAGCAACCUACCAAAACCUGGCCUCGAAGAUACUCUGUUUAUGCUGCCGGGACUGUGAGGAAGCCGUCAUCGAGAGCUCCAAGCCUCCCAGUCAAACCCAAGAGAAUCGGCCACCAUCCUACAGUUCGCAGACUCAGAAGAAUGAGUUAAACAAACCAAAUCACAAGUACACUAAUACCCAGUUCCCCACUGGUCAAGAGAAGAGAUUCUCUUCCAGCAGCAGCGAGUUUGAAGAGCUGACUGCAUACAACAUACAAACAGGAUACCCUAAAAAAAAUCUAAACCGCUACUGCCAGGAACACUGGGCCUUCCGGCCAUGCCUCAUCGGGAGACCCUGA
This is a messenger RNA of Alexandromys fortis (reed vole), 573 nucleotides long. RefSeq names its product testis expressed 48 (gene Tex48). The transcript is spliced from 5 exons. Gene Ontology annotation, molecular function: protein dimerization activity. Lineage: Eukaryota; Metazoa; Chordata; Mammalia; Rodentia; Cricetidae. The record is from RefSeq and is a predicted model, not a curated record. The coding region runs from base 1 to 573 and encodes 190 amino acids.